Gallus gallus (chicken) is the source of this 555-nucleotide messenger RNA. RefSeq names its product histone H3.2-like (gene H3C34). Gene Ontology annotation, molecular function: structural constituent of chromatin; DNA binding; protein heterodimerization activity. The transcript has a single exon. NCBI's taxonomy places the organism in Eukaryota, Metazoa, Chordata, Aves, Galliformes, Phasianidae. Gene Ontology annotation, cellular component: nucleosome. The record is from RefSeq and is a predicted model, not a curated record. Bases 48 to 458 code for a protein of 136 amino acids.
GCUGAGCGUUUGCUGGGCGUAGAGAGUGUGUGGUUGAGUGCUGUGCGAUGGCGCGUACGAAGCAGACGGCGCGUAAGUCGACGGGCGGGAAGGCGCCCCGCAAGCAGCUGGCCACCAAGGCGGCCCGCAAGAGCGCGCCGGCCACGGGCGGCGUGAAGAAGCCGCACCGCUACCGGCCCGGCACGGUGGCGCUGCGCGAGAUCCGGCGCUACCAGAAGUCCACGGAGCUGCUGAUCCGCAAGCUGCCCUUCCAGCGCCUGGUGCGCGAGAUCGCACAGGACUUCAAGACCGACCUGCGCUUCCAGAGCUCGGCCGUCAUGGCGCUGCAGGAGGCGAGCGAGGCCUACCUGGUGGGGCUCUUCGAGGACACCAACCUGUGCGCCAUCCACGCCAAGCGCGUCACCAUCAUGCCCAAGGACAUCCAGCUCGCCCGCCGCAUCCGCGGGGAGCGCGCCUGAGGCUGCUGUGCUUUCCCUGCCAAACCCAAAGGCUCUUUUAAGAGCCACUCCAUCUACAAUAAAAGGAGCUGUUGACACUAUGCAACGAGUAAUGAAA